GAAGCCCUCUGGAGAGAAAAAUACUGCAGUAGCUAUACAGAAAUUGUUACUACAUGGCCUGAUUCUUCAAGGCUCACCCACAGAGACAUUAAGUACUUACUUCUCCUAUGUUGGUCUCUACUUUACAGGGUGUGUGACUGUCCUCUGAGUAGCAGUUGAAUCCGCAUUGCUGGAAAAGAAAUACAGUGAAUUUACAAGACAAUACAUUCAGAGAGUUGGAUGAAUUAUAUUGCAAUCACUUCACAAUGUACAUAGGAGUCAAAAUAUUCACCGCCAUCAGUGUUCCAGCAUUGAUUUUUGUCAUGAAAUGGUUUUGGGACUUGGAAAAGAGAAUAAAGGAACUCCAAAAUCAAAUAGAGGAACUCCAGAAGCAAGUGGGAGACUUAGGAGACAAGAGAAAAAAGGAACCCCAGGAGAAAAUGGAGGAACUCCAGAAGCAAGUGGAGGAACUCCAGGAGCAAGUGGAUGAAAUGAAGAAGGAAUUAGAAUGGAGAAGGGUUCAGAACAAUUCAGAUGACAUCACUCUUCAUGGAGUCACGGCCCACCCCAACCUCCACAUUUCUGGGGAUAAGAAGAGUUUUACACAUGAAGCCCAACCUCAAAAAGUUCCACCAAAUCCAGAGAGGUUCGAUUCGACCAUCUGUGUGCUGGGCUCUGAAGGAUUCUCUUCUGGAAAGCACUAUUGGGAGGUGGAGGUUGUGAGCAGCACUGACUGGGACCUGGGGGUGGCCAGAAAGUCAAUACAGAGAAAAGGAAAACUUUCCUUGUCCCCUAAACAGGGAUUCUGGGUUCUGGGUGUGAGUGGGAAAGAUUAUUGGGCAAAAACAGACCCGUGGACCCGGGUCAUGGUGCAGAAUAAGCCCAAGAAAAUUGGAGUUUACCUUAGUUACCAAGAGGGGCAGGUGACUUUUUUAAAUGUAACUGACAUGUCUGUGUUGUUCACAUUUAAUGAUUGUUCAUUCUCAGGAGAGGUUUAUCCAUUCUUUAAAAAUUCACACAAAGAAACAACAAUGAGAAUUUGUUCAACUUAAGCGAAAUAAAUAUAACAUGACUCUGAUGCUGAUUUUAUACUGGUGUAACUGAAACCAAGGUUUUCAUGAAUGUAUUUUGAUGAAAAAAACGGUUGUUUUUUUAAAUAUACAUUGCCAUGCUGUCUUCUUUACAUGUUUUGCAAUAAAAUGUUUUCAUUUAUUA
Molecule: messenger RNA, 1194 nt
Organism: Mauremys mutica (yellowpond turtle)
Lineage: Eukaryota; Metazoa; Chordata; Testudines; Geoemydidae
Product: butyrophilin subfamily 1 member A1-like
Exons: 12
Coding region: 246-1031 (261 amino acids)
Molecular function (GO): nucleotide binding; protein binding
Source: RefSeq, a predicted model, not a curated record